GAACCUGUACUGGUGACUGGACGUGUGCAGCGCGCGUCAGGCGGUUCCCGGAUGCACCAAACAGAAACAUGGACCGGGUAGUUGUGGAAGUGCCGAUCAACAACGGUUUUUCCCUCGCCGGCCCUUCCACGACCCCACGAAAGCGCCAGGUGCGUUUUUCAGCAAGGCACGACAUCAUCCUUCUGCGGGAGGUUAUCGCCCAGAACCCCUUUGCUUCCAAAGAGCCAGGACGGAUCUGGGCCCGAGUAGGGGAGAUCAUCACUGCAGCCCUCCAAGAUGAGAACUUUGAGGUAGAUGCCAGGAGGUGCAGGGAGAGGACCAUGCUGCUGCUGGAUUACUACAAGAAGCAAGACUUUCCCAGUCUGCGCAGAUUUGGAACAGAGAGGUUGUACGCCCAAAAGGAAGAUCUGCUCCAUGAGGUUUUGGAGCUAGAGGCUGAGAAGGGGCUCUUGGCCAGUGGGGAGAACACAAAGUACCAGGACGAUGAACUGAGAAAGCGAGCCAUAGAAGAACUGUCUCUACCAGAGCAGGACAAACCCAACAUCACCAUCACACAAGCACCCACUGCAGCAGAACCAGAAGAAGAUCGCGAGGAAAUGGCAGAGCUUUCAGCGGCGCCCACAGCCAAGCGGCCCUGCCAGUGCUGCUGCCAGACCUACUCUGAGAUUCUCAGCUUCCUGGAGAAACGCUCGGAGGCGGAGCAGCGGCUGCGGGAGGAGGAACUCGCCCUGCGCCGGGAAGAGCUAGAGAUUCAAAGGAGUAAGAUCACUCUGGAGAGGGAACGUCUGGGAGCUGAGAGAAAAGAGAGGGAGCGGAGAUUUGAGCUGGAGAGCCAAGAGAGGCAGGUCAUCUUGGACCUGCUGAAAGAAAAGGUGCUGAAAGGCUGAAAAACUGAAUCACCUGCAUUACAAUGCCAUCCUCAGAAAAAGUCAAAGCAUGAAAUACAGGAAAACAUAGUCGACCGCUUGAAAGAGGAAGGACUACAGGGAAACAGGAAGUGAAAAUAUCAAUGGUUGUAGGCUGUGACAUGCAAGUCUUUGACCUGGUAAGAUAACCAAACAAAAUGUAGGGAAGUAAUAGAGGAUUAGCAGUUGCCUCAACAGCCAGAUGGAUUAGUAAUGUUGGGAGUGUCUGGGUGUCUGCAAGCAUAUCAUGUGUGUGUGUCUGAUGCAGAAAGUACCAAAAAAGACAUAACACUACAGACAGAGUUUAAAAGCUGCAAUAUUUUCCAAAACAGCUGCACAAAGCUGGCGCACAUAGAUCCCAAUAGACACUCCCUGCGUUUUAUUCCUCAUGGCACAGUCUGCAUGAGGAUUUAAAAGCGCUGCAAUCGUUGGAGUGUCACCUCAGAAAAGGAAUGCAGAAAAGGGUGUGGUGCGGUGUCUUAGGUGUGGCGAUCUCUUGAGCCAAAACUGACAGACAAGAUCACCGUUUUGCACUAACACCAGUAUGUUUUAAUGAGUCCUGUUCACACUGUAAGGGACGCCAUUCUUUGUGGUGCCAGGAUGAAAGAAGUCGAGGAACAGCUAAGAAAAGCUGUAUGUUUAAGCAGUUUACAUUAAAGCUGUGCAGCUCAAGCUUCUGAAAACAUUUAUCAUAUUAAUGAUUUUACACACAUUUUACUCAGUCACUUCUUUUUAAAUUUGGAGACAUUUGGAUUAAAAUAUAAGUAAAACUGUAUUUUACUGACUGUGAAUCCACUGGACGUUGACUGGUACGCACUUUUGUACAACACAAGCCAUUAAGGGGUCUAUACAUAAUACAGAAAUGACUUUUUUAAAACUGAUGUCACAUCUUGGAUGUGCUGUAGUCCUUUUGUUAAAAUGUACUUAUGACUCAAAUGUAUGUCCUCAGUGUAAUUUGUUAUACCCAGGUAUACUUAACUGUCAUUGGUUAAUGUUGCAAUAUUAUAUUAACAUGGAAUUUAUGACCGAAGCACUAUUUUAUUAGGUGUUUCACUGACUUAAUAAAUGACACUUGCUACUGUGACCUUCUGUAUAAUGUUAAAAAAAAUGCUAUUUUUCUUUAAGUCCCCAUAACAUAGCUGCUGUAUGAAAAAUAAAAGCAUGACAAACUGAUAUGGAUAAUUUCUA
This is a messenger RNA of Epinephelus moara (kelp grouper), 2093 nucleotides long. Its product is annotated as scaffold attachment factor B1. Bases 69 to 887 code for a protein of 272 amino acids. NCBI's taxonomy places the organism in Eukaryota, Metazoa, Chordata, Actinopteri, Perciformes, Serranidae. The transcript has 7 exons. The record is from RefSeq and is a predicted model, not a curated record.